AUGUCCUGUGCUGUAUUUUCUUCUUUUGAUAUUAGCCAGGUAUUAGUGCUACUCGUGCUGACUGCUGCUCCUGUCCUCAGCAUCGGCACCAAUGGGACUCACUCCCAAAAGAUACUCAUCGGCUUCCAAGCUCCCUGGAACUUGUCUCUGCCCUUCAGCGCCCUCCGUCUGGGCUCAGCCAUGCAGAUAGCUGUGGAGAAAGUAAACUCCAAUCCCUCUUUUCUGGGAAACUACAGUUUGGAUUUUUCCUAUACAGAUUCAGACUGUGAUCCUAAGGCUUCCUUAGGAGGGUUCAUUAACCAGGUGUGGAAACAAAACGUAUCUGCACUCUUCGGUCCAGCCUGCCCUGAAGGAGCAGAGGUCACAGGUCUCAUUGCAUCCACUUGGAAAAUCCCCAUGUUUGGCUUUGUAGGGCAAUCCUCCAAAAUGGACAACAGUUUUAUUUAUGAUUCAUACAUCAAAGUUGUGCCUCCACUUAAAAGAAUCUCAGAAGUCCUGGUUAAGACCCUGGAAUUCUUUGGAUGGAGUCAAGUAGCUAUGAUUGGAGGGGGGCUUGAUUCAAACACUUGGGACAAGGUUGAUGAUUUAUGGAAAACUGUUGAGGAUCCUCUGAAAGCUAAAUUCACAGUAACUGCAGCCAUCAAGUUUGACACCAGCAAUCAUCAUCUCAUUCAUCGAAAUGUUAAGUACAUCUCGACAGUUGCCAGAGUGAUUGUGGUGCUGACAAAUACUGAGGACUCCAUGGCUCUGUUGCUGGAAGCUGAGAAACUGGGAUUGAUGAAUGGAGAGUAUGUGUUUUUCCUCCUGCAACAUUUUGAGGUCAGUGGCAAAGUGGAUAACCUGUGGAAAUAUGCCUUUAAUGACAAGGUAAACCAGGCUGCCAUAAGAGCCUUUGACAUGGCCUUUGUCAUUGGCCAGAAGUCCUAUGAAGGUUAUGAGUAUUAUGACUUCUUUGAGCAAGUUUUUGAAAGGCUGAAAGGCAACCCGUUUCAGAGCAACCUGACAUCUAUAAGAGAGGUUAGCCCCUAUGCUGCCUAUCUGCACGAUGCAGUGCUUCUUUAUGCCAUGGGGCUGAAGGAGGUCCUCAAAGAUGGCAAAGACCCUCUUGAUGGACGCUAUCUCCUGCUCCAACUGAAAAAUAAAAACAACAUCCGAUUUUAUGGUGCCUCUGGACUAGUCCACUUUGAUGAUGAGGGGGAGAGAAACUUAGACUACGCCAUUUACGACCUACAACAUACUGAAGAUACCACGAAGUUUAUGCCCAUCCUCAAUUUUGACAGUCAGACCAAAACUGUCCGGCCAACGUCUAGGUUUGCAUCUGUGGUGUGGCCCAAAGGAAAACCUCCAUCUGAUAACCCAGAAUGCGGAUUCAACAAUGAACUCUGUGAAUGGCUACUCAAUGAUAUUGCCCUGGUGAUCUUGCUGGUGACCUUCCCAGUCAUUGGUGUGCUAGCCGUCUUGUGCAUUUGGAUCCUCACUCUGCAGAAACUACGGCUUCAGAACAGGCUCGAUGACUCCUGCUGGUGGCUCAUCAACUACAGCGACAUCACGAUCAUCAAAGAGCCCUCAGCAGCACGGGCUGCAUCUCUGAGCACCACCACCAGCAAGAGCGGGAGUGGCUCCCAGUCCAUCAUCUCCUGUAACAGCUUUGGCCUGAAGGACAAUGCCGGCAAAGAGCAUGUCUACUCCACUAUAGGCCUGUUCCAGGGAAAUCAUGUGGCCAUCAGACACAUGGGUAACAAGCAUAUCAGUAACAUCCAGAAACCCUCUGUAGUCGCAGAGUUAAAUGCGAUGAAAGAGAUGAAGCACGAGAACUUGGUGCAGUUCUUUGGAGUGUGCUUUGAGCCCCCAAAUGUGUGUUUGGUCCUGCAAUACUGCAAGAAAGGAAGUCUAAAGGAUAUUCUGAGGUCUUCAGAUAUUGAGCUGGACUGGAUGUUUAAAUUGUCUUUUGCUUAUGACAUUGUCAAUGGAAUGGAGUUCAUUCACAAGAGUAGUAUGAAGUCCCACGGGAACCUGAAGCCCAGCACAUGUCUCGUGGAUAGCCGACUCCAGGUUAAACUGUCUGGUUUUGGACUGUGGGAGUUCAAAUAUGGGACGAAAAACAGGCUCAUCGCAGAAGAAAAUCUCAAAUCUGAAGAAUUGUACUGGACUGCUCCAGAGCUUUUACGACAGUUCAGUCCCCCGUUCUGUGGGACACCCAAGGGCGAUGUCUACAGCUUUGCCAUCAUCUUGUGGGAACUCAUCUGCAGCUCUGAUGGUGGCCCAUACCAUGACGUCAACCUGGAGCCAAAAGACAUUGUCAAGCAGCUGCAGAACCCUCCGAAGGGGGAGCCCCUCCGACCGUCACUGUCUGACCAGCUUUGUGAUGAGACCAUCAACACGUUACUGAGGGCCUGCUGGAGCGAAAACCCAGACCACCGGCCACCAUUUGGAUCUAUACGGAGCAGGCUGAAGGAGACCAGUCCAGAGAGUCAUGCAAAUAUACUGGACAAUAUGAUGGAAAAGUUGGAGAAAUAUGCAAAUCAUUUGGAGGAUGUAGUGGAAGAAAGGACCAAUCAGCUCACAGUCGAGAAGGCGCGUGCAGACAAGCUUCUCUCCAGCAUGUUGCCAAGGUACAUCGCAGAUCAGCUGAUGGCGGGGAAGUCAGUGGAGCCUCGUGGCUACGACAUGGUGACCGUCUUCUUCUCUGACAUCGUGGGCUUCACCGCUAUGUGUUCUGUCAGCUCUGCCAUGGAGGUGAUAACCCUCCUCAACGACCUCUACAGCCUUUUUGAUGACAUCAUCAAGUUGUACGACGUCUACAAAGUGGAAACAAUUGGAGAUGCGUACAUGGUAGCCAGCGGUUUACCGAUUAGUAAUGGCACCAAGCAUGCUUUGGAGAUUGCCACAAUGGCUCUGCAUUUCCUGUGGGCAAUCAAGGUCUUCAAAAUCCAUCAUAUGCCCAAUGACAGUCUAGCACUUCGCAUCGGGAUACACUCAGGUCCAGUGGUUGCUGGAGUGGUGGGCACCACUAUGCCUCGCUACUGUCUCUUUGGCGAUACGGUGAACAUGGCCUCUCGAAUGGAGAGUAACAGCUUACCCCUGAAGAUUCAUGUGUCUCAGAGCACUGCUGACAUUCUCACCCAGAGUGGAUUGUUUGUGAUGGAGGAAAGAGGGGAGAUUGAAAUAAAGGGCAAAGGGAGUCAGAAGACCUAUUGGCUGCUGAGCAAAGAUGGCUUUAACCCUCCUGUUGCCAGCUCUCCUCCAGCUGUGAUUCUCAAACAGCUGACAGAGGUCAAACCAAUACUGGCCAGAGACCUCGAGAAAAAGGUCCAGAAAUCGCUGACCAAAAUUCAAAUGACUCAAGUGUCACCGAUGACGACAGUGAACACCUAAAGAACCAUGGGAUAUUCUCACCGUAUUUGGUUAUUUUCUGAUUGUCAGGCAGGAAACAU
Myripristis murdjan (pinecone soldierfish) is the source of this 3434-nucleotide messenger RNA. It is a transcript of the gene gucy2g, whose product is annotated as guanylate cyclase 2g. The record is from RefSeq and is a predicted model, not a curated record. Gene Ontology annotation, biological process: receptor guanylyl cyclase signaling pathway; intracellular signal transduction; protein phosphorylation. The transcript has 22 exons. Gene Ontology annotation, cellular component: plasma membrane. Gene Ontology annotation, molecular function: guanylate cyclase activity; protein kinase activity; peptide receptor activity. Lineage: Eukaryota; Metazoa; Chordata; Actinopteri; Holocentriformes; Holocentridae. The coding region runs from base 1 to 3375 and encodes 1124 amino acids.